This is a messenger RNA of Naegleria gruberi, 1353 nucleotides long. RefSeq lists its product as uncharacterized. The record is from RefSeq and is a predicted model, not a curated record. The coding region runs from base 1 to 1353 and encodes 450 amino acids. Gene Ontology annotation, biological process: tRNA processing. The transcript has 3 exons. Lineage: Eukaryota; Heterolobosea; Eutetramitea; Acrasida; Naegleriidae. Gene Ontology annotation, molecular function: flavin adenine dinucleotide binding; tRNA dihydrouridine synthase activity.
AUGAUUCAACGUGAAAGUGAACAAGAUUUUGCAAUUUCUUCAUCAUUGACAACAACAACAACAGGAAAAAGACUACUAUUGAACCAUACAACAGAUGCAUCAACAUUAAUUAAUUCUGAUGAUUCGGAAGGUGUUUGUUGUGAUGUUUCCGAGUCUUUUAUGGAAAAUGAAGAAGAAUUUAGUUGCAUGAAAGAGGAGGAGGAUGAAGAAUUUGCUUGGGAUAAACAAGUUGAUGAAGAAAUUGAAGUGGAGAAGGAGGAGAAGGGAAAGUUGGGAUAUUAUGAUUUUUGGAGGUCGAUUGGUUCUCCGAAAUAUGUGGUGGCUCCGAUGGUGGAUCAGAGUGAAAUGGCAUUUCGAUUGUUAUCAAAGGAAUAUGGAGCUACACUUGCCUAUACACCCAUGUUUCAUGGCAUGUAUUUUGCAUACCAUAAGAAAUAUAGAGCUAGAUUUUAUCAAUUUAAUCCUGAUUUGGAAGGACCAGUUUUUGCUCAAUUCUGCACUAAUGAUCCAGAGACUUUUGUUCAAUGUGGAAAACGUGUUUGGGAUUUGAGUAAACAGAAAAUUAGCGCCAUAGAUUUGAAUUUGGGAUGUCCACAAAGAAUUGCCAGAAGAGGAAGAUACGGAUCAUUCCUUAUGGAAGAUUUACAAACUGUUCAUUCAAUCAUCAACAAGGCCCAUUUGGAAUUACCAAUGCCAGUCACUGCAAAAAUUAGAAUUUUCGAAGAUUUGGAAUUGACCAUGAAUUAUGUCAAGACAGUAGUUGAUGCUGGUGCUCAGGUGUUAUGUGUUCACGGAAGGACAAGAGAACAGAAAGGAGCCAAUCAAAAUUAUGCUGAUUGGACUGUCAUUCGAGCCAUCAGAGAACAAUUUCCACAAAUUCCAAUGAUUGCCAAUGGAAAUAUUCGUACAUUCCAGGACGUGCAAGAUUGUCUGGAAUAUACUCGAGUGGAUGCAGUCAUGAGUGGUGAAGGCCUCUUAGAAAAUCCAGCUCUAUUCAAUGGAGGUCAAUUCGUCCAUCCACUCGACAUUUCAGACAAGUAUGUCAAUAUUUGUAAAACUCAUUUCCCACCAGAUCACAACAAUAUUAAGAGACAUUUAUUUAGAAUUUUGGAUAAAUACAUCCCAGAAGAUAGAAGUGACCUAAGAGGCAUACUAGGAAAGGCCUCACUAUGGGAACAUUACAGAGAAUUUGUGGAUUAUGCAAGGAAAAUUGAAAAUGAAUUUGAUUUUAAGGAAUUGGAAUUUGAACCAUCGAUUUGUGUAGUGACAGAUCCAGAAAAUCAUCCAAUUGUGAAGAAACCAUUGAGAAAGAAGGAUGUUGAGACGGAUAGUGGAGCUGCUGAUGAGGAAUAA